UGAGGGGCGGGUGCGUUCUCGGCUGCCCGGGACGGUUUCUCGGCAGCGCCUUCAUCGCUCCCUCCCUCCCUCCCGGACGGGGGAGAAGCCUCAGGUAGAUGCCAGUUUGCAAUGAGUCUUAAAACCUUCUGGAAGGACAACAAAGUUCUGAUUGUUAUGGGAACUAGCCUGGGGCUGGUGCACUGGGGCUGGUAUUACUUGAAGUCCAGUCCUAUUUUCCAAGUGAAGACAGAGAAUUUUGUUCAAGAACCUGGGAUUCUGACGUUCAUGAUGCAAAACGAUCGCAAAAAUAAAGAAAAAUAGCAUUAGUACUUUGAUUUUUGGGCAUAACUAAGCUUGAAGAUUCUCAUCUGUGACUAUUGCCAGAAAAGAUGAAGAAAACUACCUGGAAUAGAAAGAACUUUGUGCUUGUAGUAGGACUGUCGGUUUUAGGUGUCCAUUUGGGAAGCAUGCUUGUAAACUAUGUUGCAAAAAAGUCUGCUCAAUCUCAAUCAGAAGCUAAGAGAUCCUCCUGAGUGAAAUAGCUUCCUGCUGUCACUGUUUAUCAGUUUUGCAACAUGAUUAAAGCCUUGUUUUAAGAGAUCUGUGAUGAGUGGUUUCAGGAAUGGUAUAUAUAGUGUUUCACACUGAAAAUAAUAACCCUUACCUGCAAAGAAUUAAAAUGUACUACUUUUAAAGUUUACAAGUGCAAUGAAUUAUAGAUCCAAGUAAAAAUGAAACGUUUUGUUGGCUAGAAUUAAAAUCUUACCUUCAAAAUGUCUCGCCUUGAAGCUAAAAAGCCUCCGUUAUUUAUUAGUGAGCCUUUAACUGGAGAUGCAGUGAGUCAGUCUUUGUCUCUGCUGAGUGGAAUAUUAAAAUCUUCCUACGGUCCAGCUGGUCGACUCAAACAGCUCCACAAUGGUAUGGGGGGCUGUGUUUGUACCACUUCCCAAUCCUCAGCCCUCCUGGGGCACCUUUCCAUCAGCCAGCCCGUGCUGCGUGUCCUGACAGCCUCUGUUCGGAACCACGUGUCACGUUUCAGUGACUGUGGCUUAUUCGCUGCUAUUCUUUGCUGUGGCUUCAUUGAAAAUUUCAGGAGCCUGAAUGUUGCACCUUUUACUGUCAUUAAAAUAAGCAAGCAUCUCCUGAGUCUGUGCAUGGACCACCUGAAAUCUGAGGCUUGUGGUUGCCGGGUGUCUGUGGAUUUUAGCAGUGUUGGGGCUCUUGUUUGUUUGGUUCGUAGCAUUUUAACAAGCAAACCUGCUUGCAUGCUUAAUAAAACUGAAGUUGAUCAUCUCACCUCACUGGUUUUAAAGGCUUUUAUAUUUACUGUUCCAUGUAAUGUUGAGACUAAUGCUGUUUUAGGGAAAUGUGUGAUAAUACCUGUGAAAGGUAGAAGAGUUGUGGAUUCUACUGUUCUUCCUGGACUGCUGAUAGAAACACCAGAAAUCCAGUUGAGGAAACCACUUGCUGUCAAAAGGACUGGUUCUAACAUCAUCAAGAUUGCACUUUUCAGUGUGUCCAUGUCAGGUGAUGGCUUUAACCCUGAGGAAGGAACUAUAGCAGUCCAUCAUGGAGUUUCUCUGGAAGUAUCAGAGCUGAAUCAGUUGCUUAACGUGGGCAAGCAGCUGGUUGAGGAUGAGGUGGGCCUUGUCGUGUGCCAGAAAGUGAUGCAUCCCUCCUUGAAACAGUACCUGAAGGAGAACGGUGUCGUGGCUGUGGACAGGGCUGGGCUGUGUGUGAUGGAGCCCCUGGGCCGCAUGACAGGUUCACAGCCUAUAGCUUCCAUACAUUCAUUAUCUCCUGGCUGUUACGGUAGUUUGAAAGAUUUAUGCAUUAAGAGUUUUGCUCCAAAGCAUUUUCUACAUCUUAUUCCUGAGGAUACAGUUAUCUGCAGCCUGGUACUCUGUAACAGAAGUGAAACAGCAUGGGAUGAGUUGAAGCGUGUCUGUGAAACUGCAGAACACGUGUUACAGUUAACAGUGAAGGAACCUUUGGCAUUAUUAGGAGGGGGCUGUACAGAAACUCACCUGGCUUCAUACAUAAGAUACAAGAGUUCUAGUCUGCCUGCCAGCACUUUCAAAGACCUAGAUUGUUCUCAGACACAAUACCAGUUGGUUGCUGAGGGGUUUUGUCGUUCCCUGGAGUCUGUAGCUCGCUCUCUGAGUCACGACGGUGAAGAAAUUCUUACAGACAUGGUUUAUGGACACUGUUGGUUUGUUCCACCCGGUUCCCCAUGUGUCUCCAAGUGGUCAGAUUUAGUUUCAAAAUGUGGCUGUGGGAUGAAUGGUAACUCAGAGGACCUCAGCUGGAGGUUUUUGCAAGGCCAGUCUGGCUCUCCUUUCAUACAGGACUGCCCUAAAGAGCCCUCAGUAAAGGUUGCUGACCUCCUGACCCUGGAUUGCUUUGCUGCCAAGUGCAGUGGCCUGCAGGUAGCUCUGGAGACAGCUAACCUGAUUUUGGAUCUUUCAUACAUAAUUGAAGAUCAAAAUUAGCUCUGAUCUUAGGUGAUUUGUCUUGUAUAGCAAGGCAACACUGAAUUUAAAGCAGGGUAAUGUAUAAUGUGUUAAAAUAUUUUAAUAGGUUAGAACGUGGGCAGCAGACAAAAAUUUUAAAUUCAACAGUUGGCCAUUGAAUACUCUUCUCAUUGUUAAUCUACUGUGCUUUCAAGCAUUUUUAAAUGUUCAACCUGUUCCCUCUGCAUUAAGGAAAGCUUUGGAUGAUGGUUAGCUCUGUAGCAUCUUCAAAGGAAUGGGAAAAAUGGAUUCACUUGCUGAGAAAACAUUAUGUAUUGAAAUUUAUACAGUCUCAGCAAAAGCUUUGCACAUUCAAAAAGACUUUUAUAUUGCAGCAGAAUUUUAUCAGUGGUAUUUUUAAUGUUGUAGGUAAAAAAGGCUUAGCAUAUUCCUUGAGCCACUUGUUUUUAAUUUUGUUCUGAAGUUUUUGUCACCGUAUACUGUAUGUAUAUGCAGUUUUUGUUUCUAAAUGGCUGAAAGAUUUUAAUUCAUGUAUGUAAUUUAUUUAACAAGUUAUAAAAACUCAACCUGGAGCUCUUAAGGUAGCAGGCAGGUAAUAAAAGAUUUGAAAAGAAGUGACAGACUGGGUGGAAAAAACGUUUGUCAAGUGGACCUUGAUUGUCUUCUGUGGAAUACAGGGCAGUCUAUAAUGAAGUUUCUAUCACUUAAGCAAAGCUGCAAGAAUAAAUGUCCCACUUACCAUUCAAUUAACUCUUUGACUGUGUAUGGCUUCUUUUAAUGAAGGAAGGCUUUAAGCUGCUCAGACUUGUUUUGAUCUUUAAAUAAGACUGUAGACUGAAUGAUCAAAACUUUUUCUCAUUCUCAGCUUGCAUGCAAGAUCAAAAAAGGGUGUUACAGUUUCUUACUUAAGCUCAUUUUCUUUGCCCCUUUUCUUCUCUCUCAUUGUUUUCUGUCACAAGGGACAAAUUAUUCAUGGUGUGUUUCCAGAAAACAUCCGAGUCAGUUGUAGUCUAGUCUGCUUAUUUUUUUCCUGCUCUCUUAAGUUUUUAAUAUAUUUAUUUGCUGCAUAUUAGCAGUAGAAUUGUUAUGUAUAACUCAGUUUUGAAAUAUGUAAUUAAAACCAGAUCUUUCCAGA
Messenger RNA from Sturnus vulgaris (Common starling), 3591 nucleotides. NCBI's taxonomy places the organism in Eukaryota, Metazoa, Chordata, Aves, Passeriformes, Sturnidae. The record is from RefSeq and is a predicted model, not a curated record.